UACCAAUCACUGUUUCCUUUAGCCUAUGGUGGAGAAAUUCUGAUACCCAUGUGCUACUUACCAGAUAUUUAUAUCCACAAACCCUUUGUUACUGUGUCUUUUCAUUUCCAUUCACACAACAAACACAAUAUACAAUAUUCUUCUCUUCUUUUCUUUGUUCUCUAACGCACUAUCUAUCUAUCUCUUUGCUGAAACGAUGCCGUUGUCUCUUGAAACCAUGGAAAGGUCAAGCAGCUUCAACCAAUACGACUCGAUCUGUGAUCAGGAUUUUCCGGAGGAUGAUUCUGAUACUGAUUCUUGUGUCUCAUCUUCUUCUUCCCUUGGGAGGAACAGUGAUUCAUCGGAAGAUGAUUCCUCUGACCGGGAAGAAGUUGAGAAAAACUCUUUCAAAGGGCCUUUGGAUACUAUGAAAGAUUUGGAGAAAGAUUUACCGGUCAAGAAAAGCAUAUCCAACUUUUAUAUUGGAAAAUCAAAAUCAUUCACAGACUUAGCAGAUGCAGCAGGUGCGACUUGUUUGCAAGAGAUAGUAAAAGCAGAAGACCCUUAUGCUAAAAAACGCAAGGAUUCACUAGCCCGUAACUUACUGAUAGGGAGGAGCCGCAGUUAUGCAAAUGUUGGUGGAAUAACAAACUCAAAGAGAACUUCAAGCUUAGGUCGACGAACAUCUUGUCUGAAUCUGAACAGCAAUGCUGACAGUGGUGAUGAGGGGAAGAGUUCCGCUUCUAGAUCAAUAUCUCCUCCUUGUCCACUUCCUCCCCUUCAUUCACGACCUAAUAGGUUAUCGGCAACUACUUCACUUCCUCGUCCUCCCGCACAAAAUCAUCCUUUGCGCUCAUACUCCUGGUCUGAUCUCAACUCUGUAGCUGAGGGUCAUGAUAUAACUGGUUUGGCCAUUUGUAGCGGAAACAAGACAAUAAAGUACACUGAUUUUUUUACAUGAAUUGAACAUUUAGCAAGUGAGUUUAUGAGUUUGUUUUGUAACGGAGAAUGUUAUCUAUGUGUGAACUCGUCUUAAACCUACCGAGUAGUGUUGUAUAUUAUGACUCUGGAAAACCUACUUAUUAGCAUAGACAAUUGUUGUCAAUUUUGAAAUUGGUUUGAUUGUUAUUCAAAGAUAUCACA
Medicago truncatula (barrel medic) is the source of this 1122-nucleotide messenger RNA. RefSeq lists its product as uncharacterized. The record is from RefSeq and is a predicted model, not a curated record. Bases 197 to 940 code for a protein of 247 amino acids. NCBI's taxonomy places the organism in Eukaryota, Viridiplantae, Streptophyta, Magnoliopsida, Fabales, Fabaceae. The transcript has 2 exons.